Pelmatolapia mariae (spotted tilapia) is the source of this 1288-nucleotide messenger RNA. It is a transcript of the gene grp, whose product is annotated as gastrin-releasing peptide. The record is from RefSeq and is a predicted model, not a curated record. Bases 239 to 658 code for a protein of 139 amino acids. The transcript has 3 exons. Gene Ontology annotation, molecular function: neuropeptide hormone activity. Gene Ontology annotation, biological process: neuropeptide signaling pathway. Lineage: Eukaryota; Metazoa; Chordata; Actinopteri; Cichliformes; Cichlidae.
GUCAGGAGGGGCAUUUAACUUUGAACCGUUAGCCAUUUCUAUCAAAGGCGCCGGGAGUGGAACCUCAGCAGGUUUGCAACUGGACAGCUGUUUCCACACUUAUCGGCUCACGCGAAUAAAAAUCGACUAUGGUGGAGAUCUUCUAAAGUUAGAUCAAGCCGAUUAGCUGUAACUUAAGGACUAACAUUCAUUUGGUGUUUUGUUUUUGUUUAUAUUUACGUUUAUAUUUUCCGAUAACAUGGGCGGAGAGUGCUUAUGGUAUUCAUGGACGUGCAGACCGGUGUGGCCAGUUCUUAUUAUUCUGGCUACUCUACCGUGUAUUUUGAACUGCUCAGAGAGCCCUGCAGCAGUUGUUGGGAAAAUGUAUCCACGAGGCAAUCACUGGGCAGUAGGUCACUUGAUGGGAAAGAAGAGCAUAGAGGAGGAGCAGGAGGUAAACCCUGACAGGGACUACCUGACAGCCCUAAAAGCAGCCCGGCUCACACAGCAUCUAAUGCAGGCUCUGAUGCAACCAGAGAAUCCAAAUCAGAUGAUGCCUCAAACUGCAGACAGGCUGCUUCAGCGCCACUGGAGAGAAGAGGACAGAGAAAAAUAUCUGGCAGAGAUGUCAGACCUGCUUCUUCUGGCUUUGAAACUGCAAGACAGUGACUCCACCUGAAUGCAAGAUGAAUUUCUGUUUUUUAAAAACAAUCAUCAUUAUCAACUUAAAGUACUCUAUAAUCACAUAUCCACACUGUGUAUUUUAUUCUGCUGUAACAGAUUGUUUGUUUCAUCACUAAUUUUGGUUUCCUGUAUGCAUAUCAUGCAGCGUUUUGAUUGCUGAACGAUCUGACAAGGUUGUGUUACAUAAGCUGAGAAUCUGAAAUAAAAUGGGCAUAACUGCACUGUGGAUGUCAAAGCAUGCUUUACAUGUCAGACGUGUCCUUUACCGUUUUUUCUUUUUUUCUGGAAUUGUUAGUGCUUCUGAGAUUUACUUCACCAGUACAGUAACCAGUUUGUACCACUAGAUGUCGCACAGCGUCAAACUAAGAGUGCUUUCAUUUCGAGCAAAUAAUCAGGUGGAUUGUAAAAUGUUGACAUAAUCACGACUGCAGACAAAAAUGGAUGAUCACACUUUCUCAUUAGAAGGGAAAAACGCACAAGCACAAAAACACAGAGAUACCAGCCGUGUGUGUGUGAGUGUGUUUUGGGUAGUUGGAUUAAUGAUAAUUAUCAUCCCUCAGGAGUUGCAGACAGAAAGAAGUGCUAAUUGCAGCAAUUUGGUUUACACACACACACACACACACAC